Messenger RNA from Sapajus apella (tufted capuchin), 4066 nucleotides. RefSeq names its product suppression of tumorigenicity 7 (gene ST7). The coding region runs from base 1499 to 3100 and encodes 533 amino acids. NCBI's taxonomy places the organism in Eukaryota, Metazoa, Chordata, Mammalia, Primates, Cebidae. The transcript is spliced from 16 exons. The record is from RefSeq and is a predicted model, not a curated record.
AAAUCAAUCAAAUUCUUACCAACUAAUUGUUAGUUUUCUUUUAAUAUAUUUCUGAUCUUGGACCUUACACUUCCACCAUAUUUAGGAUUUGUCUGAUUAAGUGUUAAAAUUUUGUUCUGGAAUUUUACAUCGUUUGAUCAAUGUAACCAGUUGACACAAGUGCAGUGAGAUCUUUUGGUGGGAAGGUCUGGAGGUAGCUGAAGCAUGCAGACCUUGGGUGGGGCUAGACAUUGGCUGGUCAAAGAAUAAGAGUCUAUGGGUAAUGGAGAUCAAAAUAGGCCUGAGAGCUAUGAAUCAGUAGCAGAAUCAGUUGUAUUUGGAGAAGGCAAGCAGGAUGUCAGGUAACUCAUGACUGCAGAACCAUUGUAUAAGGGAAAUGUUUCUAUAAUUAUGGGCUGGAACUAAUUUCCCUCUACCUCUUUUGUGAUUCCAGCUUAGGUGGAAAACCUUGCCUCUUUUCAGGUUUAUUUGCAGCUAGAAGAAAAGGUGGGUUUUAAAUAUGUUCUGAUUUAAGUAAAGACUGGACAUGGAAAUAGAAUUACAGAGAAGUUGUUAUAUAACAAUAAUAGUUUCAAGAAACCAGCACGAAGCUUCUUUAUUCUGAGAACAAGUAUUAGAAAGCCAAAAUGCUGUGAAACUAUUACAUGUAUGAUAGAAAUAUAUGUGAUAAUGCUAUUCUAUAUGUGUAGUGUUUUAAUUUAUAUAAAUACUUUUCAAAGUUAAUUUGUGAAUAUAAUACCAUUUCAGUUAAAAUCAUUCUGGGAAUUUGGGGGGAGCUUGAAAGGAUGAUCUAAUGGAAAAAUAAACAUGGGAGUUUCCUAAGAACCUUUCCCGAAAAGGGUAAUGAGUAAUAAUGACGAACAAGUUUAAACACAGAUCUGUGGAACAAUACUUGAGUCUAGAAAUAUAUUUAACAAUAUAUAAGCACUUGAUAGGAUAAAUGUGUUUUCUCCCAAUAAGGAAGGAUUACAGUGGUGUUGGGAAGCUAGGUAGCAGUUUUUUUUUUUUAAGUAGUUAUGUCGACAUCUUUUACUAUAUAGCAAUAUAAAUUGGAAAUUAAUGAGUGAAUGAAAUUAAUGAAAAAAAAUCAUGUUCUGGACAGACCAACAGAAAAUACAAUAGAAUAUAUGAUAGGACUGUGAAAGAAUAUCUCUUUUAGUUUUAAAUGAAUGAAUGGAAGAAAUAGAAAAAUUGAUUUAAAAAAUAUUCAAAAUGUAUGCUUAGUAAGUUUUUAAAAGGAUGGUAACGGUAGCAAAGUGGGAAAAUAGAUUUGCACCGACAUGACUGAAAAAUCUUAUCUAUGAAUUGUAAAGUCUUUGUUCAUUUUUUGAAAGUUUUUUCAACAUUUUAUUACAAAAACCUCAAACAUACAGCAAAGUUUAAGGAGUCUUAGAGUUGUGAACAAAAGUCAUCUGAAAAGGAAUUUAGAGGAAAGAGACUUUAUUCCAUCAGUUUGCAAACUGGAGAGAUGCAGCCUUCGGUGUAAAAUGAAGUGAGCAUGUUUUUGAACACAUUAACGCCGAAGUUCUACGUGGCCCUGACAGGCACUUCCUCACUAAUAUCAGGGCUUAUUUUGAUAUUUGAAUGGUGGUAUUUUCGCAAGUAUGGAACUUCAUUCAUUGAACAAGUCUCAGUAAGCCACUUGCGCCCCCUUCUGGGAGGGGUUGACAACAACUCUUCCAACAAUUCUAAUUCCAGUAACGGGGACUCAGAUUCCAAUAGGCAAAGUGUCUCAGAAUGCAAAGUAUGGCGAAAUCCACUAAAUUUAUUUAGGGGUGCUGAAUAUAAUCGGUAUACUUGGGUGACAGGACGAGAGCCUCUUACUUACUAUGACAUGAAUCUCUCUGCCCAGGACCACCAGACAUUCUUUACUUGUGACUCGGACCAUCUGCGUCCCGCAGAUGCAAUAAUGCAGAAAGCCUGGAGAGAGAGAAACCCCCAAGCUAGGAUUUCUGCAGCUCAUGAAGCCUUGGAGAUAAAUGAAAUUAGGUCCAGAGUUGAAGUUCCCCUAAUUGCUUCCUCUACCAUCUGGGAGAUAAAAUUGUUACCAAAGUGUGCAACUGCUUAUAUUCUGUUGGCUGAAGAGGAAGCAACAACCAUUGCUGAAGCAGAAAAACUAUUUAAGCAGGCCCUGAAGGCUGGAGAUGGCUGUUACCGACGUUCUCAGCAGCUACAGCAUCAUGGAUCCCAGUAUGAAGCCCAACAUAGACGAGACACCAAUGUCUUGGUGUACAUCAAAAGAAGGCUAGCAAUGUGUGCCAGAAGACUCGGGAGGACCAGGGAAGCAGUGAAAAUGAUGAGAGAUUUAAUGAAGGAGUUCCCUCUUCUGAGCAUGUUCAAUAUCCACGAGAACCUUUUAGAAGCCCUUCUGGAACUACAAGCAUAUGCUGAUGUUCAGGCAGUCUUAGCAAAGUAUGAUGAUAUAAGCUUACCAAAGUCAGCAACAAUAUGCUACACAGCUGCUUUGCUCAAAGCAAGGGCUGUUUCUGACAAAUUCUCUCCUGAGGCUGCAUCUCGGCGGGGGCUGAGCACAGCAGAGAUGAAUGCGGUAGAGGCCAUUCAUAGAGCUGUGGAAUUCAAUCCUCAUGUGCCAAAAUACCUACUAGAAAUGAAAAGUUUAAUCCUACCCCCAGAACACAUCCUGAAGAGAGGAGACAGUGAAGCAAUAGCAUAUGCAUUCUUUCAUCUUGCACACUGGAAGAGGGUGGAAGGGGCUUUGAAUCUUUUGCAUUGUACAUGGGAAGGCACUUUCCGGAUGAUCCCUUAUCCCUUGGAAAAGGGGCAUCUAUUUUAUCCUUACCCAAUCUGUACAGAAACAGCAGACCGAGAGCUGCUUCCAUCUUUCCAUGAAGUCUCAGUUUACCCAAAGAAGGAGCUUCCCUUCUUUAUUCUCUUUACUGCUGGAUUAUGUUCAUUCACAGCCAUGCUGGCCCUCCUGACACAUCAGUUCCCGGAACUUAUGGGGGUCUUCGCAAAAGCUAUGAUUGACAUUUUCUGCUCGGCAGAGUUCAGGGACUGGAAUUGCAAGAGUAUUUUCAUGCGUGUUGAAGAUGAACUGGAAAUCCCUCCGGCACCUCAAUCUCAACAUUUCCAAAACUGAACUCAUCACCCCUCUUCCCCCACCACCAAAACUGCUCCUCCUCCUGUAUUCCUGACCUCCGCCAUCCACCCCGUUGCUCAAGCCAGAAACUCGGCAGCCCUCCCAAAUUCUACCCUCUCUCACUCCCCACAUCCCAUCUGUCUUGGCCUUCGCAAUCUGUCAGUUCUAACCUCCUAAGCAACUAGGCCUUCAGUAAAUGUUAUUCCUCUUCUUUCCCUCCUUCUUUUCCGAAAGCAUCCCUCUUAGUCUAGGUCCUUGUUAUUUCUUGCCUGAACUCCUGCCAUAGUCUUAACUGGUCUGCUUGUUUCCAGUCUUAUCCUCCACCAACCUUUCUUUUAUACUGACAGAAGAAUGGUCUUUCUGACUUGCACUUCUGAGCAUGUCACUUCCCUGCUUGAAUUUCUCCAGUGGUUUCCCAGUCACUUCAGGAUCAAUUCCCAGUUGUUCAGCAUGGCAUCUAAGGCUCUUUAUUAUCUGACCCUUGCUUACCCCUCAGCCUCAGCUCUCCCAACUCUUGCACAGUCACUGCUCUUCAGUCAUAAUGAAUCACUCACCAUUCCCACAUGUACCAGGCUCCUGCACACCUCUGUGCCUUUGCACAUGCUGUUUGCUGUGCAUGGAAUGCCCUUCAUUGUCACCACCCUACUCGUCCACUCUACUAAUGCCUCUUCGUUCUUUCGUACUCAGCUUUCAUUAAAGUGCUUCUAAGCUGAGUUAGGCGUCUCUCCUCCAUGAGCCCACAGUAUUCCAUGAAUACAUAUAUUCUCACAUUGAUUGUACUGUGUUAUAAUUGUGGAAAACUUGUCUGUCCUCAUUUAGAAUGUGAGCUCCUUGAGAGCAGGAUGCUGUCUUCCUUAUCUCUGUAACCCCAAGGCUUUGCACAGUGCCUUGCAUAUAGUAGGUUUUCAAUAAAUUAUUAUUAAAUAAAUAAAUAAAUGGCAGUGGUCUCUGCAGAAAGAGUCAAUG